AUGCCUGAUCCCGAGCAGAUGCAGACUCCAGAGGCAGAUUCUUCAGCUGCGGAAUCCGAGAGUGAGCAUUUAGUCGACCAGAAUGGCUCCCAAGCAUCUCGUGGGACUAAAAGAAAACGCCGCCCGUUGAUGGUGUCAUGUGAACUAUGCAAGCAGCGAAAAGUAAAAUGCGAUCGAGCUCAGCCAAGCUGUGGAUGGUGUUCGCGCAAUGGACAAUUAUGUGAGUACAAGGAAAGAAAGAAACCUGGCCUGAGGGCAGGCUAUGGCAAGGAGUUAGAGCAGCGUCUCGACAGGUUGGAGGAGACCAUUCAGACCCAAGCUCGCUUGAUUGAGACUCAUAUAAUCCAAAAUAAUAACCCCGCUGUGAAAGGUCGCCAAUUACAAGGGGUAGGCUCUAUGUCUUAUGGCUCCCCAUCGGAACGGUCUACUGCGACAGGGCCUAAUCCUCAUGCAAAUUCAUAUAACCGAGAUUUUCCAACAUUACCGGCGUCUCACCGAACACCUGACCCGACAGCUAACCACCAUGAUGUGACAAUCACAAGCCCUUCAGAGAUGUCCGUCAAGUUACAGAGUCAAUCUCGAAUCUCAAAUGGGCUGUCACAUUCGACACCACUUUCUCAAGCUCCGGACGCCUCUAGCGGAGAUUAUUCUCAUAACGAUUCGUCACUAAACGUCCCAGUCAGUCUUUUUAACAAUCAAGAGCGGUCUCUCGCGGACCCGGAACUUGAUUUACCGCCAUACGAUCUGCUAUAUGCACUGGUAGACCUGUAUUUUGAACAUGUUAAUAGCUGGUGCCCUAUACUUCAUCGCAGGUCAACUCUGGACGCUUUAUUCGGACCGUCCCCCUUAGAUGAGGCUGAUCGAGUUGUUCUCCAUGCGAUAGUUGCCACAACUCUGAGAUUCUCAUCGGAUCCACGGCUCAACGAGGCGAGUCGUAAGCGAUGUCACGAUUCCUCGAAGCAAAAAGUGUUGCUAUACGGUUUGGAGAACUCGUCAGUCAAAUCUAUACUAGCACUAGUGAUUUUAGCUCUUGACUUUGUUGGGUCAUCAAACGGACCCCCAGGGUGGAAACUUCUAGCUUUGAUAGCUCGGUCUGUAGUCCAACUUGGAUUGGCAGCUGAAACAGGUUCCUCACUUGUUUCUUCCGUAUACCCCUCUAUUUCCACGUUAAGAGCAAAUGUGCUCCCUGACCCGGAAACUUGGAUUGAAGAUGAGAGUCGGAGGCGUCUCUUCUGGAUGGUUUACUUAUUGGAUCGCUACUCGACUAUUGCCACUGCCUUUGACUUUGUCUUGGAUGAAAAGGAUAUUGAUCGGAAGCUCCCUUGUCGAGAUGAGUUCUUUAUUAGGAAUCAACCGGUCGAAACUCGGUGGUUUCAAGCCGCUGUCGACAGGGUGGACUAUACCAGCCACGGCGAAAAUGUCGGAUCUUUUGGAUUCUACAUUGAAAUCUUGGGUAUACUAUCCCGUAUACAUCAAUUCCUCAAACGGCCUGUAGAUAUUGGAGCCCUUUCAGAUGUUGAGGAAUGGCAAGCGACCUAUCGAAAGCUGGAUAGCGAACUUUCAGCGUGGGAAUUCAAUCUACCCACUGAAUACGCCCAUGAAAACACAUCUCGCUUGUUCCAGAGCUCAAAAACGAAGAAAAGGUUUCAAUGCGAUUGGGUCAUGCUUCAUGUUACGUACCAAACAACUGUAAUUCGAUUGCAUUCUUCUGCAGCAUACCCUACUACCAGGUCUCCUAUUUUCACCCCUUCCUACAGUGCCAGCCAACGGUGUCUGGUUGCGGUUGAUAAUAUUCUGUCACUUACUCGAUUUGUCGUUGAGAAUAACAUGCUCGACAAACUUGGCCCGCCAUUCGCCUUUUCUCUCUGGGUAUCAGCUCGGCUAUUACUUGUGCAUGGAUCAACCAUUGCACAUACGGUGAACCCUGACAUUUAUCUCUUCGUCGAUACCCUAGGCCAAAUGGGACGACAUUGGAAAGUCGCCGAGCGUUACAGCACAAUCCUAAAGCGUGUUAUCGACGAAUAUAGCGAGUACGAGCAAACCGGAGGAACGGAGGGAGAGCGUGUCACGCCCUCUUCGGUCAAAAUACUAGCGGAUAUGAGACGCUGUGCUUUUGAUCUUGACUUCUUGAUAUCCCGUCAGCCACAGCCUGGCACAUCUAAUGAAUCCACCAGGCAAACAGUGGCACCUACCCCUGUCGGAAGGAAUCUAACAAACAACGAAUUCGAAUAUCUCGAUGUCUUUGGCUUCUUCAAUGUGCCCCGGGUCCCGAAUAUGCCUACGCCACUACCACCUUUGAACAUAAAUGAUAUUACAAAUCCGAUGUCAAUACAUGGCCUUACUACUGCGGCUAGCAAUAAUGAAUUCAAUAUCACCAAUUACCUAAUUCCUACACCAGAAACUGAUUGGCUUUUCCAACCGCCUGCAUGA
Messenger RNA from Talaromyces proteolyticus, 2430 nucleotides. RefSeq names its product putative C6 transcription factor. Bases 1 to 2430 code for a protein of 809 amino acids. Gene Ontology annotation, cellular component: nucleus. Gene Ontology annotation, molecular function: zinc ion binding; DNA-binding transcription factor activity, RNA polymerase II-specific; DNA binding. The record is from RefSeq and is a predicted model, not a curated record. The transcript has 5 exons. Gene Ontology annotation, biological process: regulation of DNA-templated transcription; DNA-templated transcription. Lineage: Eukaryota; Fungi; Ascomycota; Eurotiomycetes; Eurotiales; Trichocomaceae.